Sorex araneus (European shrew) is the source of this 3327-nucleotide messenger RNA. It is a transcript of the gene RWDD3, whose product is annotated as RWD domain containing 3. Bases 210 to 1028 code for a protein of 272 amino acids. Gene Ontology annotation, biological process: positive regulation of protein sumoylation; positive regulation of hypoxia-inducible factor-1alpha signaling pathway. The record is from RefSeq and is a predicted model, not a curated record. Gene Ontology annotation, molecular function: protein binding. The transcript is spliced from 4 exons. Lineage: Eukaryota; Metazoa; Chordata; Mammalia; Eulipotyphla; Soricidae.
GGCCCGCGCGCAGGGGGAGAAGCCGGGCCGCGCCGCGGGGCUUCUCUUGGCCGCACACUCCUGCCAGGCCCGGCCCGGGCCCGAGUCACCCCAGCGGCCCGCGCGUGCGGCGGCGGCGGCGGCGCCCCCCUGGUGGCUGUAAGGGCCGCACUGCUCGGCGGCGGCGCCCCCUGGUGGCUGUAAGGCCGCACUGCUCGGCGGCGGCGGCCAUGGCGGAAGCGGCGGCGGCGGAGUCGGUGCGGGAGGAACUGGCGGCCCUGGCGGCAAUUUUCUGCGGGGCCGGGGAGUGGGAGGAGCGGAGCAGCUCAGAGACAGAUGGGACCAUGUUCAGAAUUCUCACAAAAGCUGAAGGACUUACGGAAGAAGAUAUACCCCUGGAAUUGGUGUUCCAUUUACCCAUUAAUUACCCUUCCUGCGUACCUGGUAUCUCAGUUAGUUCUGAAUGUCUGACCCGCGCUCAGUGCGUGGCUGUGAAGGAGAAGAUGCUUGAGCAGGCAGCAAACCUUUUGUCAGAACCAAUGAUUCAUGGGCUCGUUCUCUGGAUUCAGCAGAAUCUCAGGCACCUCCUCAACGAACCAGCAACUGUCACGGGCAGGGAAAGGUGCACUUUUCCAGCAGGCCUGCCUAUGGAAGAUACAUGGUGGACGACGCUUUUGCAUUUAGAUCACAUGAGAGCAAAGACUAAAUAUGUCAAAACGGUGGAGAAGUGGGCUUCUGAUUUAAGGCUGACAGGAAGACUGAUGUUUCUGGGUAAACUCAUACUGAUUUUACUGCAAGGAGACAGAAGCAACAUCAAGGAAUACCUGAUUCUUCAGAAAACCUCCAAAGUAGAUGUGGACUCAAGUGGAAAGAAAUGCAAAGAGAAAAUGAUUAGUGUACUGUUUGAAACAAAAGUACAGACAGAACACAAAAGGUUUUUGGCAUUUGAAGUCAAAGAGUAUUCAUCAUUGGAUGAGUUACAAAAGGAAUUUGAAACUGCAGGACUUAAGAAGCUUUUCUCCGAAUUUGUACUUGGGCUAGUAAAGUGAAGUGGAAGACAGGAAUCCUUUAAUAAAACAGCAGUGUUGGUGGUUUUUUUUUUUUUUCAUGUUGUUUUUGCCUUGGAUUUUGGGAGUGGCUAACCUGUGCUUAUGAAAUACUCAUAAGGGAACAAUUUUAAAGUUUCUUUGUAACAAAUUGAUAGAUAUAAUCCUAACUUUAGAAACAAAGCCAGUUCUGUUUAUAGAAUAUUAAACAAUAUAAGGAUUGUGUAUUCUAAUUUUUGUAAGUGAAGGCUAGGUUGAAUAGAUGGAAUAAUAUUUAAAAUAUAAAUAUAAAAAAGAUGAUGAAUGAGCCUUUGUGUUUACAUAGAUUUGCUAAUUUUCUUGCAAUUAAAAUUUUUAACUAAAAGAUUUACUUUUAUGUUUACUUUUAUUCAUGUUUAUAUAUUUUACCAUUUGAUCACAAUUUUACCCAUUCCAGUCUAUUAUGUCUAAUUUUUUUUAAGUUGGAUGUUAAUAAAAAUAAAACCAGUUCCUUUGUGGAAUUGCAUAAAAAAUUAACAAAGAAGUUCUGUGGAACUCAGUUUAGAAUUACUUUUUUUUUUUUUUUGCUUUUUGUGUCACACCUGGCGAUGCACAGGGGUUACUCCUGGGUCUGCACACAGGAAUUACUCCUGGCGGUGCUCAAGGGAUGCUGGGAAUUGAACCUGGGUCGGCCACGUGCAAGGCAAACGCCCUACCCGAUGUGCUAUUGCUCCAGCCCCAUAGAAUUACUUUCUUUGGAGGUUACACCUAGAACAAUAGAGGCCGUUUUGAAAACAAAACAGCUUACUCUUUUGAGGUAGGCAGGAAUUUAUAUUCUAGUUUUAUGAGGAGAACUGUUUUCUAGCAAGAACUUGCUGGAUGAAAGAAAUUUCAGAGACUAUUUGAUCACCAUCCUGACAUGACUGGGGUUCCCUGGUGUGUCUGGGACUGACAGUUGUUCCCUCCGGCUGCUGGACAAAGGAAUGGGUCCAACAGGCUUACAAUCAGGAUUAUUAUAGAGAAAUUGUAAAGGGUUUGGGGGCAGCAAUUACACAUAGGUAUGGUUAAAAAUUAACAUAGGGUAUUAAUAUAUAUCACUGUCACUAUAUCACUGUCAUUCCAUUCAUCGAUUUGCUCGAGCAGGCGCCAGUAUCCUAGCCCUGAGAUUUUAGCAGCCUCUCUUUAUUCUUCCUUCCCAAUGGUGCCUCAUUGGAGGCUCUUUCAGGGUCAAGGGAAUGAGACCCAUCACUGCUACUGUUAUUGGCAUAUUGAAUACGCCACGGGGAGCUUGCCAGGCUCUGCUGUGCAUUAAUAUAUAUAUAUUUAUUUAUGUAUAUGUAUAUAUAUAUUUUUUUUUUCCUGGAGAACUGAGCUGGUAAAUAUAACCAGAUUGUGUCAUGGCUAGAAGUUAGGACAAGAGGAGCUAUGCUACUGGCUACUACGCGGAACUGAGAAAACAGACUGGAAAAUUGUGAGCUCAUUGUUAUUUGCCUCCAUUUGCCUCACUGCAGUUGUAGUGAAAAUGAAAAGAGCCAAAGAGCAGAGGGUUGAGAAUACUGGUCAUAGGGUUGGGAUGGAUUGGGCAGGAUCAUGAGUGGGCUUGAAAAAUUACUUCUCUGAAGACUGUAGUAGUUGAAGCAAUAGGAGCACGGGUCUCAAUAUUAUUUCAACAAAACAGCUAGUCUAUUUUACCUUAACUUUUCUCUGUUGAGGUGCCUUUCACACGGUGCUUUAUGGUACAUCUCAAUUUUUAGCAUCAGAUUCAACUCUUUCUAGUGUAGUGCCUGAUCAGGUUAAAAGUCAAUUUGGGUGAGUUUUCUCCAACCUAGAAUUAAGCUCUGGACUGGAGCAAUAGCACAGCAGGUAGGGUGUUUGCCUUGCAUGAGGCCAACCCAGAUUUGAUUCCUCCAGCCCUCUAGGAGAGCCCGGCAAGCUACUGAGAGUAUCCUGCUUGCACGGCAGAGCCUGACAAGCUACCCGUGGCGUAUUUGAUAUGCCAAAAACAGUAACAACAAGUCUCACAAUGGAGACGUUACUGGUGCUUGCUUGAGCAAAUCGAUGAACAAUGGGACAACAGUGCUAUAGUGCUAUAAUUAAGUUCUGUACACUAAAAUUAUGUGAAGAGAAAGUGUUGGUUAUUAUUUUCUUGGAUGUUUACAUCUGCUUUUGCAUAUAUACUUUAUUAUUUUUUAUGGUUUAUUAUAUUUUAUUUCGUAAAUAUAUAUUCUUAAAUAUUGCACAUAUACUUUAGAACACAAGACAACACUUAAAGAUUUAUAUAACUCUAAUAUGACCUGUGUAUAAAAGAAAUUUAAACAUUACA